AAGUCCCUCGAGUUCCCGAGUUUGGAGCAUUUCCAUGACUGUUGUUAUCGUUAUUGUAUUUGAUAUAUAUGAACGGGAACGCCGGUCGAAACUACGAACCGGAAUUAAGGUAUUGCCGGACGAAACGGGUUCGUGGUAAUAAGGAAAAACUGGAACGGCUCGGGUGGCUUCCGAAGAACAGAAUUACAGAAAGAACUAAGAUUCGUUUCGGUCAAUGUCACUUACCGAAAGAUCUCGUAACUCAAACACAUAAAGAUUAUGGAUUUUCAACUUCGGACAAAAAGAAUUUGGACGUAGGCGCUUCAUUAUUUAUAAGGAACUUGGAUCCUGGUGUUGGUGAAAAAAUGUUGUACGAUACGUUCAGCGCUUUUGGUGUUAUCGUACAGACUCCCAAGGUAUUAAUAUAGACUAAUAAUCGAAUAUCGAAUUCAUUUUGCAUAUUUAAUUUUAUUAAGUCGAAAUAUUUAAUUUAGAUUGCAUGAGAUCCCGAUACUGGUAAUAGUAAAGGGUAUGGGUUUAUUUCAUAUGAUAAUUUCGAUUCUCAGAUGCGGCAAUUGAUGCAAUAUCUGAAUAA
Rhizophagus irregularis DAOM 181602=DAOM 197198 is the source of this 574-nucleotide messenger RNA. The record is from RefSeq and is a predicted model, not a curated record. Lineage: Eukaryota; Fungi; Glomeromycota; Glomeromycetes; Glomerales; Glomeraceae.